AUGGCGCUCGCGCUCUCCACGCUCCCGUUCGCGCCCUCCACCCCGGCGCCCGCCUCCCGCGGCUCCGCCGCGUUCCGCCCCCGCGGGGCCCACUUCGCCCCCUCCCCCGCCGGCAGGAGCGGCGGCCUCGGCGUCGGGCUCCCCCUCGCGUGCGCGGCGCCGCGGAAGAACCGCGGGCGGAGGCGGCGCGGCGGGGGCCUGGUGGUGUUCGCGGCCGCCGACUACUACGCGACGCUCGGCGUGCAGCGCUCCGCGACCAUCAAGGACAUCAAGGCAGCAUACCGGAAGCUCGCGCGCCAGUAUCAUCCUGAUGUUAAUAAGGAACCUGGAGCAACCGACAAGUUCAAAGAGAUAAGCUCAGCCUACGAGGUUCUGUCAGAUGAUAAGAAGAGAGCGUUGUAUGACCAAUAUGGUGAAGCCGGGGUUAAGAGUGCGGUUGGGGGCAACGCUGGAGCUUAUACAUCGAAUCCAUUUGAUCUGUUUGAGACAUUCUUCGGAGCAAGCAUGGGUGGUGGUGGUGGCUUUUCUGGUAUGGACCAGAGUGCAUUUAGGACACGCAGAAGGAGCACUGCUGCUCAGGGUGAAGACAUCAGAUAUGAUGUGAUUCUAGGGUUCUCAGAGGCAAUAUUUGGAACAGAAAAAGAUAUCAUAUUAUCCCAUUUGGAGACUUGUGAUGCUUGUAGCGGUUCUGGUUCAAAGGUUGGCUCAAAGGCAAAAAUAUGCUCCACAUGUGGUGGGCGAGGGCAAGUAAUGCGAACUGAGCAGACACCAUUUGGUCUCUUCUCCCAGGUUUCUAGUUGCCCCACUUGUGUAGGAGAGGGUGAGGUCAUUUCAGAGUAUUGCAGGAAAUGCUCUGGAGAGGGGCGUGUUCGUGUCAGAAAAGAGAUCAAAGUAAAAAUCCCUCCAGGAGUUAGUAAAGGUAGCACUCUUCGUGUACGUGGUGAAGGUGAUGCAGGACCAAAAGGAGGGCCUCCUGGAGAUCUUUUUGUCUGCCUUGAUGUAGAGGAGCCAUCCGAUAUUAAAAGGGAUGGUAUCAACUUGUAUUCAACUGUGUCGAUAAGCUACAUUGAAGCUAUUUUGGGUACAGUUGAAAAGGUCAGAACUGUUGAGGGAAGUAGUGAACUUCGAAUACCUCCAGGCACCCAACCUGGUGAUGUAUUGGUCCUAGCGAAGCAAGGUGUUCCAUCGUUGAAUAGGCCAUCUAUACGCGGUGAUCAUCUAUUCACUGUUAAGGUCUCUAUACCCAAACGUAUAAGUGGGCGCGAAAAGGAGUUGCUUGAGGAACUUGCAUCGUUGAAAAAUGGUGGUUUUGCCCGUGCACCUGUGAAGCCAAAACCUGUACAUAAAGAGAAUGGAAGCCGCGCUGCUCCAGAAGUAUCAGAUCAACCUGAUGAUGGGGAGGGUGACUGGUUGAAGAAACUUUCUGAUUUUGCUGGAUCCAUUGUCAAUGGGGCAUCCAAGUGGCUGAAAGACAACCUGUAG
Triticum turgidum subsp. durum (durum wheat) is the source of this 1482-nucleotide messenger RNA. NCBI's taxonomy places the organism in Eukaryota, Viridiplantae, Streptophyta, Magnoliopsida, Poales, Poaceae. The record is from the annotation of a GenBank genome assembly.